Molecule: messenger RNA, 1320 nt
Organism: Lycium ferocissimum
Lineage: Eukaryota; Viridiplantae; Streptophyta; Magnoliopsida; Solanales; Solanaceae
Product: protein ASPARTIC PROTEASE IN GUARD CELL 1-like
Exons: 1
Coding region: 1-1320 (439 amino acids)
Biological process (GO): proteolysis
Molecular function (GO): aspartic-type endopeptidase activity
Source: RefSeq, a predicted model, not a curated record
AUGCCAUCCUAUACUUUUACCAUUUACGAUCGCGAUUUAUUUGAAAAGUCAAAGUUCAAAGGCUACGACUCGUUACUUAAAAGUAGGCUUGCUCGUUGUCCAGCUAGAGCAUAUUAUUUGGCAUCGAUUCUUGAAAAUGGCAACACGAUUGGUGCAAACAGAACUCUGACAAGGCCACACAACGCACAGGAGAGUAGGGCCCGUGAAAAGGUUCCGAAAACGACAAGUACACAUUUCAUAAAUGGUGGGUCGUAUGUUGCAUCUUUUACUCUUGGCACUCAGCAAAUUAAAAGUUACUUGCUAAUAGACACUGGAAGUGAUUUAGUGUGGUGGCAAUGUGGACCAUGUAAGGGAAAUAGGUGUUACAAACAAAAAGAUCCAUUAUAUGUUUCAACUAAUUCGAAAACAUAUCGAAGACUUGAUUGCAUUGUACAAAGUGAAAGUUGUUUAAUCGCAUCCCCAAGUUAUGGAUGUAGUCCGUUCGGUAAUAUUUGUCUCUAUGAUGUGAGCUACGUGGAUGGAGCAAGAACAAAAGGCUGGAUAGCAGAUGACGUGAUUACUUUUGUUUUAGACCGAAAUCCAGUAAGGAUUGUUUUUGGAUGUGGCAAAGAUCAAGCGAGUGGAACACCACAUUUUAAUGGUGAAUAUUAUGGAAUUGCUGGAAUCGGACGUAGACGAAUGAGUGGUGGAUAUUCUUUACCAACGCAAUUUGAGGCAGUCAUAAUGUCCUUGUGUCUACCACGAUUUUUUUCCCAUAAAGGAUCAACAAUUAGCUUCUACAAAACGCCCUUUAAAAAAACAACAUCAGCAGAGCUAUUACCAAAUUUCGGAUUCCCUAUAUUUUAUUUCGUCAACCUUUAUAAAUUUUUUAUUAACGACAAGGAAAUUCCACUGAACCCAUCAGUGUGGAGUUUUAGAAAUGACAUGACCGGUGGGGUCAUUGUGGAUACAGGAACAACUAUUACUCGUUUUCCUCAAGAUUUUUAUACUCUAUUGCGUAACAUAUUCAGAAUGGAAGCACGAGAUAUUCCGGAGGUUGAUCCAUCUGGAGCCUUCGGCACUUGCUAUGAAGCGGAUCCGAGUGGUCCUGAACCAAAAUUUCCCGUGGUGAAGUUAUACUUUGGCAGAGAAAACCCGAAUAAUUUGUUGUUACUAGCUCAAGAUCGGUUCGUAGUAAACAUUAAUGGGAAAUACUGUCUGUCUUUUCUGGGAUGGCACAGUUCCGUUGCAAUUUUAGAAGCUAGUCAACUCCAAGUUGUAGGAUUAACUUUUGAUACCUCAGCAAAUACUUUGUCCUUUGACUUAGAUGCAUGUGAUUGA